UAGUCCUAAUUCCUCACUCAGCAGUGCAUGGGUGAAAAGAUCUAGAAUGUUCUACCAGAACCACAGUCCAGAUGUUGUCAGAAGAGGUAAUGGGACGGAGUGUAAUAGGAAUGUAUCUUGUACAGGGAGCAUGGAGAGGUCACUCAAGGUCACCCUGCUUGGCUACAAGGUUAUGGAGGAGAUGACAAAGUUCACAGUGUACAAGAUCUUAGUGAGUCGCACUCAAGACGAGAGCUGGGUCAUUUUUAGACGAUACACAGACUUCUCACAACUACAUGACAAGCUGAAGGAGACGUUUCCUGUGUUUAACUUUGUCCUACCACCCAAGCGUUGGUUCAAGAACUUUAGCACAGAAUUCCUGGAGGAGAGACAACAAGGCCUACAAGACUUUCUACAGGAUCUGGUUGCCAAUAAAGAUGUUAAUAAUAGUAAAGCAUUCAGAGAGUUCUUAUGUCUGGAUGACCCACCCACUACUUCCUUUGACAGUCUUGAUGAGAAAAAGCAGGCCUUCUGUGGGACCCUGGAAGAAAACACCUGUUGCCUAGAGAGAAAAUUAAUGGACAACAAGAGUGAGACUGAGUCUCUGAGAAACAUCCUGGUGGACAAAGAGCUCCAAAUUAGCAAGCCUGAGAGAACAAAGAAUUCUGAAUUGCAGUUCAUGAGGAGUCAUGGAGCGUGCUGGUGUGGAUCAGCAACUGACAUCUUAUGUACAAACAUUCAGAGCAAAAGAUCUGGCGGUCCAUUCCAAGAACUUCAUCAACUAAAUUAAAACAAGAGGGGAAAACAGCAAAUUUUUAAACACUUUGAAUAAAUAAAUACAUACAAAAUAAAAAAAUUUGUAUAAAAUCGAAUUGAAAUGACAGAAAUGAUUAUGAAAAGUUAGAGAUGAAAACAAAAAGCAGAGCACUUUCUUCAAAAUGCCUUGUUUUAUUUUGUUCUUGCCUUCAAUACAAGCAGAAAGCCUGUUUAACCUUGCAAGAUUAACCAAAACCAAACAAUUUUUGGUGCCAAAAAAUUAUUUGUAGCACAUUAGAAUUUUAAUGACUUUCAACUGAAAGAUGUUAUGUAAAAUGUUUAAUAAAGUGAGUUCAUA
This is a messenger RNA of Myxocyprinus asiaticus (Chinese sucker), 1093 nucleotides long. Its product is annotated as sorting nexin-16-like. The transcript has 6 exons. Lineage: Eukaryota; Metazoa; Chordata; Actinopteri; Cypriniformes; Catostomidae. Gene Ontology annotation, biological process: early endosome to late endosome transport; protein targeting to lysosome; endosome to lysosome transport. Bases 47 to 769 code for a protein of 240 amino acids. Gene Ontology annotation, cellular component: early endosome; late endosome; extrinsic component of endosome membrane. The record is from RefSeq and is a predicted model, not a curated record. Gene Ontology annotation, molecular function: phosphatidylinositol binding.